Molecule: messenger RNA, 1161 nt
Organism: Ipomoea triloba (trilobed morning glory)
Lineage: Eukaryota; Viridiplantae; Streptophyta; Magnoliopsida; Solanales; Convolvulaceae
Product: ethylene-responsive transcription factor ERF115-like
Exons: 2
Coding region: 25-969 (314 amino acids)
Biological process (GO): ethylene-activated signaling pathway; regulation of DNA-templated transcription
Molecular function (GO): DNA binding; DNA-binding transcription factor activity
Source: RefSeq, a predicted model, not a curated record
AUUGAAUUGAAACUCCAUCUGUAUAUGUAUGCAUGUUUUGCUUUGAUGAUUGAAUACACCCAGGAAUUGGAGGCUGCAGGUUUUAGUGGCGUGAGCAAGGAGGAGAUGAGGUGCAGUACUACGGCGGAAUUAAGGCGUCGGAGAGGUGAGAAGAGGCCUCUUUCAUCGGAAGAGGAAGACGACCACCCCACAACCAAGCCUUUGUUCUAUUCCUCACCUCAAUCUCAGCACGAUAUGUCCGCCAUGGUUUCCGCUCUUUCCCAAGUCAUUGGUUGCUGCAAUAACACCACCACAUAUGCACCCGCCCCCGCCUUAUACCACCAAUCUCCUCAACCCAAUCUUCAUCAUCAACAACAACCACCUGCAGGUGGCGUGAACCAAAGGAAAAGACACUAUAGGGGAGUUAGGCAGCGGCCAUGGGGGAAGUUUGCGGCGGAAAUCCGGGAUCCCAAAAAGGCGGCUAGGGUUUGGCUGGGAACCUUUGAAACAGCAGAAGCUGCAGCUUUAGCGUACGAUGAAGCAGCGUUAAGGUUCAAAGGGAACAAGGCAAAGCUGAAUUUCCCGGAAAGGGUUCAAGGCAGAACCCAGUUUGGAUAUCUAACCACCCGACAAGACUUGCCUAUUGUUUCAUCGUCCAAUAAUCAUCUUUACUCUUCUGCUUCUCACACCACUACCUAUCCCAAUGUCGACCAUUACGCGCACCUCCUGGGCCACGGCCGCCGCGACUUAUUACCCAAUUUUGAGGUGCUUUCUACUACUCAUCACAUCUUUCAACCUCCACCACCAACAACAUCAAAUCACAACAUUAUUAUUAAUGCUCGUACACCUGCCGCUUGCUUUCAACAAUCACCAAAUAAUUAUAAUUACUUGUUUCCAUUCAACUUCGGGACGACUACUUGUUCUUCUUCCACUUCUGCGCCUAAUAAUAAUGAAGACGAUGAUCUUGAUUUCAAGAAUACGACCAAGUGAUAUAUAUGAUCCAGGUUGUCCCUCCAAUUAUAUAUAUUGGAUGCUUAGCUUUGCUUCCAUUCAUUCUUGCUUUUUACUCAUUAUCAUCAUCAAUGUUUAAAUUGUAAGUUCUUCAGUUUCAACCUUAAACUACAAGCGGUUUUUCAUCACUAUAUAUAUAUAUAUAUAUGUGCAUCUGUUACAUUGAAGUGC